UUAUAACGACACGGACAAAAAUCGUCUAUGCACUAGAAAUUUAUGUUUCACUAAAAAGAAGCCUUACAAAGUGUUUUUAUUGCUUCACUCUGUUCUACGUUGUAUAAUUCGACAUUGUGCAAUAGUGAAGUCGAGAUAAUCGUCGUUAUUGCAAAACGUAAUGUUCGUGUGCUGAUUUCCCGCCGGCACAGAUCAGUCGACUAAUAUAAUAGAAACACGGAUUACUCCAAUAGAAUUCCUAAGUAACUGCAACCUCCAUACAAGAAAAUAAUUCAAUGUCCCGGGUGGACGUGAAGGACGAUGACAGGAUGCCGUGCUUGGGGGACAGUUCUGUUAAUCCUCAUCGUUUCGAUCAGCACUGUUCGCGCGAUCACGGUCGGAGAUCGUACCUUGACGAACGAUGAGAAGAAAUGGUUCGGUACGGAGAAUUUCAUGUAUUCUUGGACGGGGCCGAACGCGUUGGCGAGAUCGGCGUUGCUCGAACGACAGGAAAGAUUACAGUACAACUGCGAGGAGAUUCUCGGCGACGUGGACACUGGCAAUGAAGUCACGAAUCCGGAGAUAUUCAGGAAUAUCCUCGUGGACGAGCAACACGAACUUCUUUACUGCUACGUUCCCAAGGUCGCCUGCACGAAUUGGAAACGGGUCCUGAUGGUGGCGACCGGGAAAUGGCCGGGUAACGAUCCCAUGGAGAUACCGGCCGAUCAGGCCCACUCUCAGGGCACUUUUCAACGGUUGAGCAACUACACCACGCCCGAAAUCGCACGAAUGUUGGCCUCGUACGACAAGCUGAUAGUGGUCAGACAUCCGUUGGAGAGGUUGCUGUCAGCGUACAGGAACAAGCUGGAGGCGAAACACGAGAAGAGCUCGAUCUACUUUCAGACACGUUUCGGGAAGAAGAUUAUCAAGAGGUACAGGCAAAACGCUACCGAGCAGUCGUUGAGGAAUGGCGACGACGUGACGUUCCGUGAGUUCGUCGAGUUCGUCACGGACGAUUCCUCGAACGAAACGCGAAACGAGCACUGGAAGCCGAUCUACGAGCUGUGUCAGCCAUGCUUAGUUAAUUACAACCUCGUUAGCAAGUAUGAAAGUUUGGUGGAGGACGCGACCGAGGUACUGGAGCGGAUGGGGGUCGAGUCGGUCAAUUUUCCCGCCAAGCCAACUAACAGCGAGCCAACAUCAAAGAAGCUGGAGAAAUACUACUCCACGUUGACGUACAAGCAACUACGAAAGUUGGUGGAUCUGUACAAACUAGACCUAAGACUGUUCGACUAUUCGCUGGAGGACGUUCUUGGAUUUUCUGUCGCGUGACACGAUCAUUCGUGGAAUUUCUGAGAAACAUACGCUUCGAGGUGCUAAUGGAUACGAUAACAAUUAGAAUCAUUGUGUAUAUAAUGUAACAGGGGGAAGUAGAGUUAAGUGUGUCUACGCAGCAGCGACAUUUAACAUCGUGUAGUUGCGCAAAUACCAUUCCAGAUUCACGCAACCGGUGUGCUCUUGGUGUAUUUCAUUUAAACGGGUCUCUCUAAUCGUACUUAUAGAUAUAAAUAUAUUAAUUAACCGUCUCAGUCAUUACGAACAACCGUAGAUUAAAGUGAACGUGUGUGUGCGUUAAAUUUCGUAAAGGUCGCUAGUCGAGGCGGAUACAUAACGCAUUCCAUUAAGCGUUUUCCCCGUUUGUCUCGCUGCUUUCGUAUUUUUAAAACGUGGGCGGUCUCUGUGCCAAGAAUUUAACGAUAUUAUAAUAAAAGAACGUGUCUGCGUGUACGACGUAUUCGUUCGGUGCCAGCGGAAGUGUCGAUCCUCCAGAUCUUCGGCAAGGUUUCCGAGAUCUCCGGUUGUUUAAUAUGUAUGUACAUAUAACGACCUUAUUUAUAAUUUAUAAUCGGACGUCUCAUCAGUCACGUUGGUCUCGUUUACUCGCCAUAUUCCCGUACCUAUAUACAAGCAACACGUAUGCAUGUGUAUGUGCAUACAAGACCUUUGAUCUUGCAUUCCUCCGACGGUCUUUGAUCGAGACCCCAUACUCCGUGUGUAGUUAACAUAAGUUACCAAGAGUGUGUCCUUUACCUUCUUUUUCUUUUUAUCCGAUGUAGCUGUGUGAUCCUGUUGCGAAUGUAAUAAAAAAGAAAAUCAUUUUAUACAACCUCCGCUUUAUGUUUCAUUUCAAUCGACGCCUCAUUAACAUCCACGCAUUUAGAAUGAUUUAUUUUACGAGCUUCGAAGCCGAGCGCCAUCAUUGAAACGCGUUACGUAACACGACCGUAUAUUGUCCAUCGAGGCUGAUGGUUGGUUUACAUGAUAAAAUUAGACGAAACCCUGGAAAUGAUGGACGACGUUGGUGCGCAUUAGUUGAAGAGGAGAGCAACGAUAUCACGGCCUAAUCAAACGUUCAGGAACUUCACCGAGUGUGUUUCGCGUACCAGAAAUAGCCUGUGCCAUCAAUCAAAUCGAAGGAUUUUCGAGCGUGUUCGAUUCGUCGUCUUCGUUUUAUUAAGCACACCGUAAACCGUCUAACCGAAUGUGAUCGUAUUCACGAAAAAAUAUUGUUUCUAGAUCGUGGACAAAGCGGCCUGAGUGUUCCUGUGUUAAAUCAUCACUGUUUUCCGAGACUCGAAUCCGAUAUUUUCGUUAUAUUUGGUCACGUGUAAAAUAUCGUGG
Messenger RNA from Dufourea novaeangliae, 2661 nucleotides. Its product is annotated as carbohydrate sulfotransferase 11. The record is from RefSeq and is a predicted model, not a curated record. Gene Ontology annotation, molecular function: sulfotransferase activity. The coding region runs from base 301 to 1311 and encodes 336 amino acids. The transcript has 5 exons. Gene Ontology annotation, biological process: carbohydrate biosynthetic process. Gene Ontology annotation, cellular component: membrane. NCBI's taxonomy places the organism in Eukaryota, Metazoa, Arthropoda, Insecta, Hymenoptera, Halictidae.